Molecule: messenger RNA, 2871 nt
Organism: Labrus bergylta (ballan wrasse)
Lineage: Eukaryota; Metazoa; Chordata; Actinopteri; Labriformes; Labridae
Gene: maea
Product: macrophage erythroblast attacher, E3 ubiquitin ligase
Biological process (GO): proteasome-mediated ubiquitin-dependent protein catabolic process
Cellular component (GO): GID complex; nucleus; cytoplasm
Molecular function (GO): protein binding; ubiquitin protein ligase activity
Source: RefSeq, a predicted model, not a curated record
ACCCACAAAACCAAGAUGGCGGUGCAAGAGACAGCAUCUCAACUGUCCAUGGCUCUCAAAGUCCAAGAAUAUCCCACCCUGAAGGUCCCGUACGAGACUCUGAACAAGCGCUUCAGGGCGGCUCAGAAGAACAUCGACAGGGAGACGAGUCACGUCACGAUGGUUGUCGCAGAGCUGGAGAAAACGCUGAGCAGCUUUCCUGUGGUCGACUCUGUGGUGUCACUGCUGGAUGGGGUGGUGGAGAAGCUCAGCGCCUUGAAGAGGAAGGCUGCCGAGUCCAUACAGGCAGAAGACGAGAGCGCCAAGCUGUGUAAGCGUCGCAUCGAGCACUUGAAGGAGCACAGUAGCGACCAGCCGGCCUCAGUCAACCUGUGGAAGAAGAAACGGAUGGACCGCAUGAUGGUGGAGCAUCUGCUGCGCUGCGGCUACUACAACACAGCUGUUAAACUGGCCCGACAGAGCGGUAUAGAGGAUCUGGUGAACAUCGAGAUGUUCCUCACAGCUAAGGAGGUGGAGGAGUCUCUGGAGAGGCAGGAGACGGCCACCUGCCUAGCCUGGUGUCAUGACAACAAAUCCCGUCUCCGCAAGAUGAAGAGUUGCCUUGAGUUCAGCCUGAGAAUCCAGGAGUUCAUCGAGCUCAUCAGACAGAACAAACGCAUGGACGCAGUCAGACACGCGAGGAAGCACUUCAGCCAAGCAGAGGGCGGGCAGUUGGAUGAGGUUCGGCAGGUGAUGGGCAUGCUGGCCUUCCCAUCAGACACGCAUAUCUCCCCUUACAAGGAUCUUUUGGAUCCAGCCCGCUGGAAGAUGCUGAUCCAGCAGUUUCGAUAUGACAACUACAGACUGCACCAGCUGGGAAACAACUCUGUGUUCACUAUCACCCUGCAGGCCGGACUGUCUGCCAUAAAGACACCUCAGUGCUACAAGGAGGACGGUACAUCCAAGAACCCAGACUGCCCAGUCUGCAGUAAAUCCCUCAACAAGCUGGCCCAGCCGCUACCUAUGGCCCACUGUGCUAACUCCAGACUAGUGUGUAAGAUCUCUGGGGAGGUCAUGAACGAAAACAACCCUCCCAUGAUGCUUCCUAAUGGAUAUGUCUAUGGAUACAAUUCCCUUCUGUCCAUCCGCCAAGAUGACAAAGUGGUUUGUCCCAGAACCAAAGAAGUCUUCAGCUUCUCUCAGGCUGAGAAGGUCUACAUCAUGUGAUCACUCAGAUCCCCCCGUCUGAUCAUUAACAUGAUUGAAAACGGCCGUCAUUCAUCAUCUGUGACCCGGCCGACUCAAAGAGAGAGCCACCCGUGGAGCUGUGAUCCAGUGCCCCCCCCCCCCGCCUCCCCAUCACAGACACACCCAACGUAUCACACAACCCCCUCCUCUCAAUUCAUGAUGGACGACGGCUCAUCACCCUCCCAUGUGUGAUCACACAGAAACUGGACGACUCUCCUUUUAGACUGUUUUAGAUGUGGCUAGAUAACGAGGAGUCGUUCCUUUCAAGCACACGGACGAUCGACGUGAUUAUCUUUCUGUCUCUCGCUCCACAAGCGGGCCGAGACAGAUGAUAGGUAGAGAUUUGAUUUCACUACAACAAAUAAAAAAUUGUUGAGGUUACGUUGAGCUUUUCCUUCUACUAGUGGUAUUUUCUUUUGUGGCAGGACGGCGUUGUGUCGCUUCAUUAACCAGAUUAACAUGUGACCCUUUUUCAGACAAACAUGGCUGACCUCCCAGUCUUUAAGUAGCAUCUCAUUCUGUGAUGCAUGCUGUUCACAUCUCGUCUUCUGGCCAUGUUGUUUUUGUGGGCUUAUGUUCAGGGAAUGCGAUAAACGCGACUUUUUAACUCCCUUUUUGGCAUUUCCCCGUCUUCGGCUGUGAAACCGGAGCCCGGUUUGGACCGCAGUGGGCUCCUUCUCAAGUGUAAAUAUUAGUUAGGAAGUGAUCAUCCUCGUGUGUAAGAUUCAGGGUUUCUGGAAAAGUUGACGACGUUAAAUCGCAAAGAAAGUGUGAAGCGAGUCUUUUCUUGUCACCUGAUUUAGUCCACAGUCUCCUCUGGUUAACUUCUGAGGACGCUGUUAGUUUCAAACAAACUUUCACUCAUUAUGGGGUCAAAACUACCGUAAUGACAUGUAGGGCAAUACUCACACUAAACCAUAUUUGAUGUUUUUUAUGAUUAAACCAACUGUCUUCCUUUUGUGUUUGAGGUUUACUGAUUUCAGUUCUUGUCAGCGUUUUCCUCCUUUAACUCUUCAGUGAGAAUGGAACAUUUCAGUGAACGUGUUCUGGUUUUUAGGAUUGACGUCGCCCCGGGUAAUUUCUGCUAAUGUACAAUGCCUGGAUAUUUUUUUUUCUCUCCGUCUCACAUUCUGCUAAAGCUCCUCAUGGCACUGAGACUCCAAAGGGUUUGCACUGCAUUAAACCACUAAGACGGCUUUAACACAGAAUACAACAUGCAUUAAGGGGCGGCACAUUGAUACGGACUUUUCAUGCAGACUUUUAUAGAAAUCUUUGGUCAUGCAAAAAAAUAAACACACAAUUCGCCCUCUUUGGCUGAGAACCUGACGUGGACGACGUAUGGACUGGGAACGUGGAGAGAAAACGACAUGUCCAAGGUUGACUUCAGUGAAAGCUAACGCACAAUAACUGCCCAAUUGUAAAACAUUUGAUCCCCGACACGCACCGGUCAACAUCUUCCAUUUCUUCCAUUUUCUUCUGUUCAUUGACAAACCAAAAGUUGCCUCAUUUGUGUCCAUCAGUGAGUUGGAAGUGUAACUGUAAAGACACAGACUGUCCUGUGUGUUCUUGUUGGUAGACUAGAUAAAGGGAAUGUUUCAUGAGAGGACAGAAAAAAAUGUCUCAUAAAGAUUUCGGUGAACUUUG